Messenger RNA from Phytophthora nicotianae INRA-310, 596 nucleotides. RefSeq lists its product as hypothetical. The coding region runs from base 38 to 532 and encodes 164 amino acids. Gene Ontology annotation, cellular component: extracellular region. The transcript has a single exon. NCBI's taxonomy places the organism in Eukaryota, Oomycota, Peronosporomycetes, Peronosporales, Peronosporaceae. The record is from RefSeq and is a predicted model, not a curated record.
CAAUCCGCAGAUCAAGCAGCUCGCCCACUUUCACACCAUGAAGUUCGUCGCCAUCGUUUCUGCUGCUGCGCUCAUUGCCGUCACCAACGCCGCUCCAUGUGACGUGGCCGCGCUCCAGACGAUCAUCACUUCGCCUGACGCGGCCACAUGCAUGACGGACUCCGGCUUCAAGGGAACGACGCUGGUCACACCCACUGACGCUGAGUUGGCCAAAAUGUGUACCAGCAAGGCGUGCCAGUCGCUACUGUCGGAUGCCGAGGCGGCCGCUCCCACUGAAUGCACCGUAGGCACCUUCGCCUUGUACGCCGACCUGAUCACUCCGCUCAACAGAGUCUGCAAUGGAGGCUCGUCCUCCGGCUCGUCGACGUCCGCCACCGUGGGCUCUACCGAUGGUUCGUCGGCCACCGUAACGGCCAACUCGACGGACUCGGACGCCUCCGCCUCAGCUUCUUCAUCCGGUAGCAGUGGUGCCAGUAUGGCUGUCGUUUCGGCCAGUGCCAUCCUGGCCGCUGUGGCCGCCACUUUCUUCUAAGUGUAGCUGCUUAUUGAGACCGACUUGGUCACCCGCUAGCAAAUAGAGCUUAAUACAACAACCU